Molecule: messenger RNA, 1119 nt
Organism: Juglans microcarpa x Juglans regia
Lineage: Eukaryota; Viridiplantae; Streptophyta; Magnoliopsida; Fagales; Juglandaceae
Product: TMV resistance protein N-like
Exons: 2
Coding region: 1-1119 (372 amino acids)
Biological process (GO): signal transduction; defense response
Molecular function (GO): ADP binding
Source: RefSeq, a predicted model, not a curated record
AUGGCCACUCAAACACCCUCUUUAUCUACUUCUGAAGUUAGUAAGAAGAGAAAAAGAGACAAUUCAUCUUCGUCUCGAUGGAAAUAUGAAGUUUUCCUUAGUUUCUAUGGCAAAGACAUUCGCAUUAGUUUUACAGAUUAUCUAUAUGCUGAUUUAAAACGGAAAGGAAUUCUCGUAUUUAGGGAUGAUGAAGCACUCCAGCGAGGAGAAGACAUUUCUAAAGCGCUUCGGAAAGCAAUUCAAGAAUCACAAUACGUCAUCGUCAUUCUUUCGAAAAAUUAUGCUUCUUCCAAAUGGUGCCUCAGGGAACUUGCCAAGAUCGUUAAAUGGGAGAAAAAGACGAAGCUGAUCACAAUUAUUCCUAUUUUCUACUAUGUGGAUCCUUCAGACGUAAGAAAUCAAAGAGGGACUUUUACAAAAUCUUUCGCCGCACAUGAAAAAGAUCCCAAGCUAGACGUCAAAGAGAUUAAAAUGUGGAAAAAAGCUUUCAGUAAGGUGGGCAACAUUAAAGGAGAGCACAUACAUGACAGGUACGAAUCAAAAAUUAUACAAGAUAUCAGUAGACGUAUAUCUCGUGAGUUGAAUUCUAGAUUCUCACAUCUUGAUUACAAUAAACUUGUUGCAAUAGACUCCCAAGUAGACAAAAUGAUGGAGUUAUUGGAUAUGGAAUCGAACGAUGUUCGCUUUGUAGGAAUUCAUGGGAUGGGUGGCGUUGGUAAGACAACGCUGGCCCAAAUAAUUUAUGAUCGAGUUUCUAAUUCUUAUUGUCGAUUUGAAGGAAGUAGCUUUAUUUCUUGUAUUAGAGAAGAAUCUAAAGCUCGUGGUCUAGCUUCUUUACAAAAACAACUUCUUUCUAUGAUCAUGCAAGAAGAAAUACAUGUAUGGGAUCAAAACCAGGGAGAUCGGAUGAGAAAGAAGAUGCUGAGUAAUAAAAGGGUUUUUAUUGUCCUUGAUGAUGUGGACAGUGACGAGCAACUGGCGGCAUUAGCAGGGGAUCGGAAAUGGUUUGGUCCAGGGAGUAGGGUGAUUAUAACAAGCGGAGAUAGUCAUCUGUUGAAAAGACAUGGAGUGAAUGAUAUCUAUGAGGUUGAGCGGCUUCAAAAAGAUGAAGCAUUGUAG